Molecule: messenger RNA, 427 nt
Organism: Cladophialophora yegresii CBS 114405
Lineage: Eukaryota; Fungi; Ascomycota; Eurotiomycetes; Chaetothyriales; Herpotrichiellaceae
Exons: 1
Source: RefSeq, a predicted model, not a curated record
UUGCAAGAUCAUGUCAUAUACCUUCAUAGGGUCACUUCGAGCUGGUUCAAAGAUGUCAAGGUCCCAGAAUACCGCGGCUUUUUAGGGAAACAGGUCACCCCCUUUCAGCUCGAACGCCCCUACUGGGAGACCCUGCACGCCCGGCAUAUCCUACCACUCGGGGCUUAUCGCGGGAAUGAGAAAGCUUUGAGGGACGAGCCUGCAGCUCCUUGCCACAAAUUCCGGGCAGACUUGACUUCAACCUCCUCACGGACGACCCAACAGCUCGGCUGGUAAUCUACUUCCAAGGCGUGGGCGACACUCUGGGUCCGGCUGGCGAACCCAGAGCUAUCGCGCCUUGUCCGUGAGUGCAGAAAAUGUACACAUACUGGCCAUCGGCUACAGUGGUUUAGAUUCUCGUCCUGGGUGGCCAUCAGAAGACGGUCUG